This is a messenger RNA of Brassica oleracea var. oleracea, 538 nucleotides long. RefSeq lists its product as uncharacterized. The record is from RefSeq and is a predicted model, not a curated record. Lineage: Eukaryota; Viridiplantae; Streptophyta; Magnoliopsida; Brassicales; Brassicaceae. The coding region runs from base 99 to 374 and encodes 91 amino acids. The transcript is spliced from 3 exons. Gene Ontology annotation, biological process: developmental process.
UCUUGUAGUGUUGUCACCUGCUUUUCUUCUCCCUUUCGUCAUCAUCUCUCUACUUGCUUCUCUAUAUAACAAACUACUCUUUACAUCAAUAUCAUAUCAUGGGUGAUCAUAGCAGCUCACAAGCAUCUUACAUCCAUUUGGUGCAUCAUUUGAUAGAAGAAUGUAUAGUCUUCAACAUGGGCAAAAAAGAGUGUAUGGAUGCUCUGUUUAAGCAUGCUAAUAUCAACCCUAUCAUCACUUCCACGGUGUGGAAGGAGCUAGAGAAAGAGAACAAAGAGUUCUUCGAGGCAUACGAGAGAAGAAGAGAAGAAAUACCGACCGAGAAAGAGACGGCUCGAAGAAUCCGAGAUUUGCUUUCACGAACUAAAAUCUAAGAUCACAAUACCUACUUGCUUAUGCAUACACAUAUAUGCAUGUAUGUGUAUGAAUGUAUGAAUAAACCGAAUUUUAUAAUAUACUCAAUGGGAAGUGAUGAUUAUGUACUGUAAUUUCCAGUAAGGGAUGAAUAAUUUUAUUAAUGGGGAAAUGACAUUUUCAU